UGCGUUUGUCAAAGCACGGACUUCCUGUUUUGCCUGCUACCAUCUCCCUGUAACUCUCCCAAUCUUCGAGGAGUGAUCCCCGGCCCAGCCCCUGGAAAGAGGCAGGAACGACAAACUCAAAGUCCAGAGUCCAGCCUGUUACUGUGAAUGGAACCGAGAUUUGCCCUCUACCCUCACCUAAGCUCUGAUCCUACACUGCCGGCAAUAGGCGGCUCAUCUGUUAUCCAUUGUGUAAAUGACUAGAGGAUGUUCACCAUGACAAGAGCCAUGGAAGAGGCUCUUUUUCAGCACUUCAUGCACCAGAAGCUGGGGAUCGCCUAUGCCAUACACAAGCCAUUUCCCUUCUUUGAAGGCCUCCUAGACAACUCCAUCAUCACUAAGACAAUGUACAUGGAAUCUCUGGAAGCCUGUAGAAAUUUGGUCCCUGUAUCCAGAGUGGUGCACAACAUUCUCACCCAACUGGAGAGGACUUUUAACCUGUCUCUUCUGGUGACAUUGUUCAGUCAAAUUAACCUGCAUGAAUAUCCCAAUCUGGUGACGAUUUACAGAAGCUUCAAACGUGUUGGUGCUUCCUAUGAACGGCAGAGUGGAGACACACCAAUCCUAAUUGAAGCCCCAACUGGCCUAGCAGAAGGAAGCUCCCUCCAUACCCCACUGGCGCUGCCCCCACCACAACCCCCUCAACCAAGCUCUUCACCCUGUGCGCCAAGAGUUAGUGAGCCUGGAACAUCCUCGCAGCAAAGCGAUGAGAUCCUGAGUGAGUCGCCCAGCCCAUCUGACCCUGUCCUGCCUCUCCCUGGACUCAUCCAGGAAGGAAGAAGCACUCCAGUGACCAAUGAUGAGUUAACAUCCAAAAUGAAUGAGGAAGAAGACUCAGAAGAGAUGCCCAGCCUCCUCACUAGCACUGUGCCAGUGGCCAGUGACAACCUGAUCCCCCACAUAAAAGAUAAAGAAGACCCCCAACAGAUGCCCCACUCUCCCUUGGGCUCUAUGCCAGAGAUAAGAGAUGAUUCUCCAGAACCAAAUGACCCAGAAAAGCCCCAGGAGGUGUCCAGCACACCUUCAAACAAGAAAGGAAAGAAAAGAAAAAGAUGUGUCUGGUCAACUCCAAAAAAGAGACAUAAGAAAAAAAGCCUCCCAAGAAAUGCAGCCUCACCUAGACAUGGAAUCCAAAAGAGGCUCAAAAUGGUGGAUCAGGUUCCUCAAAAGAAAGAUGACUCAACUUGGAACUCCACGGUAGUGACAAGGGUCCAAAAGGCGAGAAAUGAAUGUGCCCGAAACUCCAGAUCAGAAGAGAUCACUGAUGACACUUCAAAAAUGAAUGAAGGAAAGAGGUCCCAGAAGACGCCUAGCACACCAUCAAGGGUCACACAAGGAAAACCCAAAAGUGACACUGUGGAUUUUCACUGUUCUAAGCUCCCCGUGACCUGUGGUGAGGCGAAAGGGAUUUUAUAUAAGAAGAAAAUGAAACACGGAUCCUCAGUGAAGUGCAUUCAAAAUGAGGAUGGAACUUGGUUAACACUCAAAGAAUUUGAAAUGGAAGGAAAAGGAAGAAACACAAAGAACUGGAAUCGGAGUAUACAUUGCGGAGGAACGACCCUAGGAGAGCUGCUGAAGAAUGGACUUUUGCUGUGUCCUCCAAGAAUAAAUCUCAAGAGACAGUUAAAUAGCAAGUGAAUUUCUACUACCCUCUCAGUCACCAUGUUGCAGACUUUCCCUGUCUGGAGGUUCACCUUAGAGCUCCUGAGUUUCCCAGCUCUGAGUCACCUCCACAUUUGGGCAUGGCAUCUUCAAAACAAUUAAUUUUCGUAGUUAAUUUGGGAUGGGGAAGCAAAUGACUCUAAAAUAAAAAUUAAAUGAUAAAGCUCA
Molecule: messenger RNA, 1869 nt
Organism: Rhinopithecus roxellana (golden snub-nosed monkey)
Lineage: Eukaryota; Metazoa; Chordata; Mammalia; Primates; Cercopithecidae
Gene: SP110
Product: SP110 nuclear body protein
Exons: 14
Coding region: 247-1677 (476 amino acids)
Biological process (GO): regulation of transcription by RNA polymerase II
Cellular component (GO): nucleus
Molecular function (GO): DNA binding; DNA-binding transcription factor activity, RNA polymerase II-specific
Source: RefSeq, a predicted model, not a curated record